AUGGCAUCGAAACUACCAGUCGAUUCGAAUGAAUCUGCCACAGAAAUGACCAGCAGCAACGAAUCGUUGUGCUCCUUCAAACUAAAGUCGCCUAUAGAGCAAGUCCAAAAUAAGUUUUUCAGUAUGGUAAAGUCUUGUGACGUGUCGUCUGUAAACAGUAUGCUCAGCGACCACAAAGACCUGGACAUCAACUGCAAGAACUAUCAAGGCAUGACGGGUUUAAACCUGGCCAUCGAGAGCAACUGCGAGCCGAUUAUAGAUCUGUUGUUGGCGCGUCCCGGAUUAGAUAUCGGCGACUCCUUGAUGUACGCCAUCCAGAAUAACCGAUAUUCCACUGUCGUCAAAUUCCUGGACAUGUUGAAAGAGACCAAUCCGGAUAAGGCGUUUGUCGGCUACGAACAUUCCACAGCGUUCCCUCAAUAUCUGACGCCACUAAUGUUGGCCGCUCAGUGCGGACUGUUUAGAAUUAUUAGUUUACUGCUUAAACGGGGGCACACCAUAGCCAUACCGCACAAGCACACGUGUGUGUGCAAAGAGGUGUGCAAAUCGCUAGCUCAACUUAACAACGGGCUGGGAGCGGCCGAGACGAAGCUCCUGUCCGUCUUCCGAGCAAACUCUAACCCGGCGUACAUAUCGCUGACAUCCGACGAUCCGAUAUUGACGUCGUUCCAUCUCAGCCGGAUGCUUCGAGAUCACGUGUUGGCCAUGGAUUUGAAACAAAAAGAGUUCGUAGCACACGCGUACGUUCAACAGACGUUGGAGAAGGCGUGGUCCGGUGACUGGUAUGAAUGGAAGCGUUUGGGACCGUUGUAUAAGACAUAUAUCGUAUUGCUUCGGAUAGUGCAGCUACCCUAUAUCAUGCUGCUCUACUUGUUCGGGCCGUACACGAAACGCGGCCAACACUACGCGUUGCCCGUCAACCGGAUGCUCAAUUAUUUGGCCUCGUACGUCUUGUUUCUUGUGUUUCUCACGUACAUCAAUAACCUAGACAAGACGCAGACGAAUCAAAACUCCAUGUAUAUCGCCAUGCUCAAGUGUAAGCUUUUUGUGUACUUCAUAUCGUUCGUGGCGCGUACCUUCAGGUUGGUGUGUGUACAGGGGCCCAAACGGUAUUUUCGCACGUUGUGGAACGUGUACGAUUGCGUCAAGCUCGCCGUUUUUGCGGUAACGUUUUUCUGCUGGGCCCUGACGUACAUCAACAGUGGCAAAGCCGCGGUCGACGACGACUCGAUCACUACGGUUGAUCCGAAUGACCGCCGUUACUGGCACUGGACCAACCCUGUGUUGAUUGCCGAGGGCAUGUUGGCCAUCGCCACAGUCAUGUCAUAUCUGCGAUUAUUGUUUCUGUGUCAGCUCAGUUAUGCGCUGGGCCCAAUGCAGGUUUCGCUGGGCAAAAUGACCACCGACUUCGCGCGGUUCGCUAUACUGUUCGGUAUCAUUAUACUGGCGUUCACCGCAGGCCUAUGCCGGCUUUAUCAAUAUUAUGACGGAAUGAUACAGGUCAAUCCCGCCUACAGUCGUGAGAUCACGCAAGAGGAUUCAUUCGUCAGCGUGUACUCGACGCUGAAGACACUGUUCUGGGGUAUAUUUUGCAUGACGUCGUCCACGGCCGGGUCGGUUAUCAUCGAGAACAACGGCGCGAACGACGUAACAGCGGCACUUGAGGAAAUGCCGGCGGUCAACAACCACUACGUCACGCAAGCGGUGGGCACGUUGUUGUACGCGUUAUUCGAAACGCUGUCGGUGAUAAUCAUUCUGAACAUGCUGAUCGCCACCUUGACCAACACGUUCCAGAGGGUCACGGGAAACUCGUACAUCGAAUGGGUGUUCGGCCGCACCCAAGUUUUCUUAUCGUUUUCCGUGCACACCGAUCUUCCGCCACCGUUGAAUCUGAUUCCGUCGCUGCGUUGUUUCGUGGACACGUUCAGUUGUCUGUGCAAGUGUUGCAGGGCGGGCGCUAAGGGCUUCAUGAACAUAGUAACGUCCAAAGCUAACCACAAGAAAGAUAAUUCUGAGGACCUAUACAAAAAUCUUAUGAGCAAACUGCUGAAAAGAUAUUUUCGUAACAAAUUAACGGAAAACGUGGUCAGAAAAUGUAGUCCAGCGUGUGGUUAAAACUUAGGUUUAAGAGAUAGUUUUACUGUAGUUAUAAUUAUUUUUGUUCUUUUUUCAUAACUAUAAUAUAUUGGUUCUGAUUCAAAUCGAACCAUAAAUGAUAUGUGAAUAUUUGUU
Molecule: messenger RNA, 2232 nt
Organism: Adelges cooleyi (spruce gall adelgid)
Lineage: Eukaryota; Metazoa; Arthropoda; Insecta; Hemiptera; Adelgidae
Product: transient-receptor-potential-like protein
Exons: 3
Coding region: 1-2115 (704 amino acids)
Biological process (GO): calcium ion transmembrane transport; regulation of cytosolic calcium ion concentration; manganese ion transport
Cellular component (GO): membrane; cation channel complex
Molecular function (GO): store-operated calcium channel activity; protein binding; inositol 1,4,5 trisphosphate binding
Source: RefSeq, a predicted model, not a curated record